Messenger RNA from Cercospora beticola, 3115 nucleotides. RefSeq names its product nucleoporin Nup84/Nup107 family protein. Gene Ontology annotation, molecular function: structural constituent of nuclear pore. Gene Ontology annotation, cellular component: nuclear pore; nuclear pore outer ring. The record is from RefSeq and is a predicted model, not a curated record. NCBI's taxonomy places the organism in Eukaryota, Fungi, Ascomycota, Dothideomycetes, Mycosphaerellales, Mycosphaerellaceae. Gene Ontology annotation, biological process: post-transcriptional tethering of RNA polymerase II gene DNA at nuclear periphery; mRNA export from nucleus; protein import into nucleus.
CGCGACAACACCACAAGCUUCUCCACGCACGAUGCCGCCUUCCACGCGCAGCAGGGCUCAGGCUGGGCCCGUGAAGAAGGCACCAGCUCGUAAAUCCCGCACAACACGUUCGAAUAAGCCAGCGUCGGACAGCUGGGAGUUGCUCGCGCCUGCUGAGAGCGACAUCGAUUCCGAGCACGACAACGUUGCGACCGCCAUUGAACAGCGGCAGCAGCCUGGAGCGGCUGCGAUGCCUCGCUCGGAGUCGCCGCUCGACCUGGGCCUCCGCGACGCCUCGGACAGCCUGCGCGAGAUGGCGGAACGUGUUGGCAAAGAGGUCGAGACAUUUGCCGAGCGGCUGGACGAAUUUCUGGACUCGUUGCCAAAGUCCGACACGUACGAGGCUGUGCUUGGGCUGGUCGAUGAAUACCAGAGCAUUGCCAAAGAUGCUGCUUACAAGCUGGAUGCUGAACAUCGAAGAGACAGAGCCCAUGUUCUGCGACAGGAAUGGUCAGAAACCGCUCAAGUCGCGUCGGCUGCCCCUACGAACGCACUAGCAGCGCCGGCGUAUCUUUCCUCGGCAGAGAGCAUUGGCGCAGCCAGGAGAGAAAAGGUGGUGCAGCAGCGAAAAUGGCAGCAGGAAGCGGACAUCUGGGAUCUUUUCAGACUCAUGUUGGAGCUCCAUCACAACCCCGAUAAGCGUGCCCAGAAGCGGGAGCGAGAAUCACGGCUGGCAGACUUGGGCAAUGUUCAUCGCUACACCUCCGAGGCAGAGCUGUGGGACCGCUUCCUCUUGACAGACGACGUUGCGAGUGAAAGAGAUCUGGUGAGACGCUGGCUGGAGCAGACGGUGGAACACCAGGCGAGCGACGUAACCGGCAUCGCGGAGGAGCUCGAAAACAAAGCCGGCCGGGGCAAAGGAUUGUGGAGCCAUGGCUGGACGCACACAAGAGAAACAAUCAAACACGAGAAGCGAUUGAGAGCGUGGCCUGAGCCUGAUGCCCUUCCACUGCCCACACUGCGCCGUAAGGACAACAAUGAGGCAUUAGUGACCAGCCUGGACCCGGACGCGGCCUCUAGGCAGAAUCGUGCGCUCGAACAAGCAGAUGCAUUCGCUGAGCGGGCCCUGUGGAUCACAUGCUGGGAGAUGCUGCGAAGGGGCAGAAGCUGGCAGGAAGUCAGCGAAUGGUGCGAGCAACAUCAUGAGCCCUGGAGAGCAUCCGUGAUCGGCAAGUCGUCCGAUCCUACGGAUGUUACCUCCAACGCUGUGUGGAGGAGGAUGUGCUAUCUCGCUUCGCAAUCCGACAGCUGCAGUGAUUUCGAGGCUGCGGUAUAUGGGCUGCUUGGAGGCAGUGUGCACGCAAUGCGCAAAGUGUGCCGUACGCUGGACGAUCACCUGUAUGCGAAUUACUCAUCUUACUUGGUGCGGCAAUUCGACCGCUACCUGGUCAACAAUUAUCCUGACAGGACACCUUUUGCCCGACAAGGAGCCAUCGAGGAGGAACUACAGGACCCUGACCAAAUCAUUUACGAUUUGCUUCACCGGCUGCGGAAGGAGCCUGGGGUAGCAGACGAAGCAGUACUGCCUAUGAAGAUCAUUGAGAGUUACCUGAUUGCAAAUGAUGUUGGCAGUCUGGUGCAUACCAUGGGCUUCGCAAUCGCAUACGCUGAUAAGCAGCUGCACUCGAGCGAGCAGAUGAUCGUGCACCUGGAGCCUUUCUGGGAGGACAAGAGCUCCAAUCAACCAGAAAUGGAGGUCGCACUCGAUCCCCAGACUCUCCGAAUUGCAUCGCACAUGGGCAUCCUGCUUGAUACUUUGUCUCCGCAGCAGCUGGACUGGGAAGCGCUCUCGGCGAAAGAAAACACGAUCGUUGCCUACAUUCAGACUCUGCGUUCCGCGGGAAAGCGCGAUCUGAUUCCAGUGUACGCUUCACGGCUCUCGAAAGGCGCAUAUGUGGCUACUAUGAGCCGUGUCUUGCAAGACAUCGCCGAGGAAAAGGAACAACGAGGGACACUAAACCUUCUGGAGCAAUACGGAUUGGACGUCAUCUUUAUUCUCAACGAACAGCUUGGUUACAUGCUGGACCAACACUUGGCGAAUGACCUUGGCAAAAGAGAGAAGCCUCUGAAGAUGCUCGAAGCAUCGAAGGAGCCGCAUCACCCUAACCAACGCAUCAUCAAUGGCUUCGUGCCCGAAUACCAUACCGAGGAUGACCGCGCGAUCGCGGCAAGCUUAAGAUGGUUCAACAUUAUUGAUGGGCACUGGGAUAAAACAUUCGGCAAUCUUUCGCUGGCGUUGCGGAAAGCCUUGAUUGCUGGUCGCUUGGGAUGCGCAUUUCUCAUCGUUGCUGAGUUCCCGUACGAGAACCUUGCAAUCCGAAAAUCGUAUCAAGUCAUCGGCAAAUCCAUCAACCCUAUGGAUCUGGAACAUACGCCGCCAGCAGACGAAGCAACCACCUGGGAUCUGCUGAUCCGUCAAAGCAGGACUUACUACGAGCUGGAGCUACUCAUGAAUGCCAUACAAGCUCUAGCAAGCUGGAGGGCAGAAGAAGAAGCAUACACGCAGAAAAAGCCCAAAUUAUCAGGCGCAAGCCCUACUCUGAAAGCUAGCAAGGAAGCCGUGGAUGAAGCAAUGCUGCCUAUUCUUCAGGGCAAUCUGCUGCUCAGCCCCAUUGACGAGGCAGAAGAAGCAGAUCUGGCACUCAUCCGAAAGUGGUACAUCCCAGAGUUGAUCCUAGCGUACAAUGCUGUGCAUCACGCUGCCGGCUACAUGAUAUCGCGAGACAAUUUGAUCAAGAGCAUGGACUUGAGCGUGAUCGUGGCCGACGAUCGGUAUCACCUCGCUGAAGCAUUUGUCGCUGCGGGUCGUAUGCGUGAGCUUGUUGAGAGUUUUGCGUGCACAAGCCGUAGCAUGCUGGUUCUCAAGGCGGAAGGAAAGAAGUGGAACAAUAGAAAAGGGCGAGAGGGCAAGGACUUGGGGAUUUGGGAAGCACAGAGCACCGCUAGCAUAUCCCCUGAGCGUGAUCUAGCACUGUCGUAGUUCCGGCGAUAGUCCGUGAAGUAGACGAAGACCAGUAGUUUAGGGAAUGCCUGUGCGUUCAGAAUUCAAUGAAAAAGAGAGGAUUCGCGCAACCCA